UUUUCUUGGUAUCGACAUUGUCAGUCUUGGUUUCCAGGUCAUACUGGUACGAACAUUUAAGUGCCGAGAAAGUUUUCGUUUAGUUUCUCAUUUGUAUGCUUUUACCGAAUAUUUUGAACCAUCAUUGCGCAACUCGAAUGAGUAGUGACUGAGAAUAUUUUAUGUCUUUUUUGUGUUAGAACUAUGUGCCAGAAGUUUUGAGACAAUUUUAAUUAUAUCAGAGAAGAAAUGAUUCACUAUUGCAUCACAAUUGUGCUGGCGACGUUAUUGUCUUUCAAUAAUCCAGCUGCCUCAGAAAUACGUCGGGUGGCCAACUUUUCACCACCUGAAGAAAUAAAUGAUUUAGCUCAUCAUCAUCAUCAACAAAGAUCUAUUGGAAGUAAACCACCUUCUUCGAACAACAUAGAAGAAACCAUCAAAGAAGUAGAAGCGAUGUUAAAAGCCAACCCUGACUUGCCAAGACUCACAAGGGGCGAAAUCUUAGAUUUGGUUGAAAAUAUAACGAAAACCGACAAGCUCGCAAUAAAUUCUGUAUAUCAGAGCUCUACGACACCCAAACCUAGAGAUGCUAAAGCAUUUAUGGUUGUGAUGCCCUACACUCCUGAUAAUAUGAAUGGAAAGGGUAUAGAGGAAUUGUACACGAAACCUCCAGUGACCCACAUUGUAGGCGCGCAGACUUUCAAAGAUAAUGAUGUUGGAACUGCAACGGAAUUGCAACAAGUUCAAAGCAAUAGGUUUGAUGAAGGAAGUAAAAUCGUUAAACCAACAAAUGCGAAGAUUAAGAAAUACCAAGGUUAUUCUUAUAGAAGAACUACACAGUCUCCUGUGGUAACAAGUAGCACUGAAAUUCCUAUUGAGCCAAUUUCCUCUCUGAUACAAAAUAACCAUAGAAGGAGAAAACCCCAGCCCAUUGAACAGCAGAAAUCCACAACACUGCCUCCUCUUAUCACAACCUAUUCGACAAGAGGAAGACGACCAAGUAGAAGGAGACCAGGAAUAAAGACCACUGAAAAACAUCCGAAUCACAAGUACCCAGAAGAGUCCUCUGACGAUUCCGUUAAGAGUCCAUCAUCACUACCUUCUGAUGGCUUGAGAAUUAUCAGUGCCCCAAAAUUGUCGCCGCACGCCAUCAACGACGAUCUUCUUAUGGUCGAAGAUCAGAACAAAGCAUUUUUGCUUGAAAAGGAGGUUCCGUUUUCAAUUGAGAGGGUAACAAUCAAACAUAUCGAUUUGGAUGAUGGCAAUGGUGGCUCAUCACAGAAUCUCAUGAAAGUAGAUGUUCCGGAACAUUUGAAAGGAGUAGUUGCCGACAUGGAUUUAGAAUCGGCCAUCAACCGGGAACAUCAAAAACGAGUAACGACUGCAAAGCCUUUCAAUGCCGAAGAUGAGGAAAUCAAAAUAAAGAACAUGUUAGCUUCUCUAGGAGUACUACCUUCUCAAAUGUCAACAACUACCACCCAGCUUCCUGAUAUCAGCAAUGUGGCCGACAAUUUGAGUCCAGAUAUGAAAGAACUUCUAAAGAGUUUUGGACUGCUUCCCAAUGCCCAACAGAAACCUGUUGGCUCUAGUCAAGUCUCUGAUAGUUUCAAUCCAGUGAAGGCUGAGAUAAAACCUGAAUCUUACAUUGGAUUCAAGCCUUUGCCUGAACACAGUGAGAGCAGAGAUGAAAUGGAAGAGCUUUUGGCUAGGUUUGGUUUAGGUAGGAGUACAAGGGAUCAGAAGGCACUCCACGAAAACACAAAAAAAGACGAAUCAUUUCCAAAUGAGACGGAUAAUGAUACUGCAUUCUCCCAGGAUAAAUUAAAUUUGGAAGUUGUUCCAGAAGAAUAUCAAGGAGUGCUAGAAGAUAUCGGACUGUCAGACAGAAAGGGAAAAAUGAUUAGAACUGCGCCACUGGUGAAAACCCAGGAAAAACAACACGUUUUCAAUCCCACCGACAACAAAUAUGCUACCCAAGAAGAACUAGAUAAACUGAACAAUCUGAUGACAAUUAUCAAGCAACUGGAAAAUCUCAAUCGGACUGUCACUGAUGAAGAUCUCAACGAAAUUGACAAAGAAAAUCUGAAGAAACUUGUGGAGAGUUUCAGUCAAAACAAACACGUAGUACCAUUAAAUGAACAAAAUGCUCCCGAUCCACUCAAGUAUGACUAUGGUUUGAGUAAAAACGAAGUGAAAAGACAGGAAGAUACUACAUCCACCAACGAACCUAGUACCUCGGAAGAAACUGUUACUCCAAACAUAAAGGACCUGGAAGACUCUUUUGGUGGCAUGUCAGAUACUAUAACUGAAGUUUCUGUUCCUGAAACUACCACACCAGUAAGAAAGACUGGUUUUUAUUAUUUGGUAGAUUGGAAUACUUUCCUUGAUAUUGAUGACCAGAAGGGCAAGAGAGUAAAUUUAAGAUUUCAGCCAACCAUUGGAGACCCGAAAAGAUUUUAUUCUGUGUCAGUACCGUGAGAACAAAUGUAAAUUCUAUUUGUGAUAUUUAUAAUCGAUAUUGCUCAAUUAUGGUUGCAAAACUAUAAAAAGUGCCUGCCAUUUUAGCUAAAUAAGGUUUUUAAAGUUCAUUUGCAGUUAUAUGUAAUUAUUUAUUUCUAAUCUGAAUCGUGUUUUUGAAUACAACCUAUAAUUUCUCUAUUUUAAAUACGGACAUUGAAAUAUUUACAUAUCAUGUUUGAAUGGUCUAUAAAUCUUGAUACUUCGGGUAUUGAAAUUGAAUACAAGGAGCCAUUUUGUCAAAUAUAAAGAUGUAUAGA
Molecule: messenger RNA, 2756 nt
Organism: Leptinotarsa decemlineata (Colorado potato beetle)
Lineage: Eukaryota; Metazoa; Arthropoda; Insecta; Coleoptera; Chrysomelidae
Source: RefSeq, a predicted model, not a curated record